Panicum hallii is the source of this 1242-nucleotide messenger RNA. RefSeq names its product receptor-like protein 51. Gene Ontology annotation, molecular function: protein binding. Bases 1 to 1242 code for a protein of 413 amino acids. NCBI's taxonomy places the organism in Eukaryota, Viridiplantae, Streptophyta, Magnoliopsida, Poales, Poaceae. The transcript has a single exon. The record is from RefSeq and is a predicted model, not a curated record.
AUGGACGACGCCGCCCUCUUCCUCCCUCGCCUCCUGCUCGGCAUCGCCAUCGUCGCGGCCAUCGCGGGCGCGGCGCCGCUGGACCCGCAGCAGCUGCUGGCGCUGCGCGCGCUCGGCCUGGGCGCGCACCCGCGCGCGGACCCCUGCGGCGGCGCGGGCGCCGCGGUGAACGCGUCCUGCGACGCUGGGGCGCCGUUCCGGCGCGUCACGUCGCUCGCCCUCACCAACUGCUCCGGCACCACUUCCGUCUCGGCCGCGGCGCUCGAGGCGCUCGCGCCGUCGCUCCGCGCGCUGGCGUUCGCCGACUGCCCGGCCGCGCCGCCGCGGGCGCUCCCGCCGGAGCAGCUCGCGUCCGGGCUCCGGGCCUUCUCCUGCACCGCCUCGCUCCGCCGCCUCUCCGCGGUGUGGCUCUCCCACCUUGCCAACCUCACCGAGCUUACUGUCGCGGACACGCCCCUCGCGACGGGCUCUCCCACCGAGCUCGCCGUCGUCGUCUCCCACAUGGAGCACCUCACCCGCCUCACAAUCUCCAACGCCAACCUCUCCGGCUUCCUCCCGCACCACUGGCACUGCCCCAACCUCACCCACCUCGACCUCUCCGGCAACCGCAUCACCGGCGCCAUCCCGGACACUCUAACGCUCCUCGGCGGCAUCACCCACCUCAACCUCAGCUCCAACGUUCUCAAUGGGGCGAUCCCCAACUCCAUCGGGGACCUCAUUUCGCUCACCACCCUGGACCUGUCCAACAACACCCUCUCCGGCGGCAUUCCGGACACCGUCUCCACGCUGCCGGAGCUGGAGGUGCUCAACCUGGGCUCGAACCGGCUCAACGGGAGCAUCCCGCUGUUCCUGGCCGAGAUGCGGGGGCUCAGGGAGCUCAACCUCGAGAACAACGACUUCGACGGCAUGGUGCCCUUCAACGCCAAGUUCCUGUCGCGGCUGCGUGUGUUCAGGGCCGCCGGGAACGGCAAGCUGUGCUACAACCGGUCUGUGCUUUCCGCCGAGAUCGCCGUCGGCGUGGCGCCGUGUGACAAGUACGGGUUCCCGGUGCUGCCGCCCCCGGCCACCGCGCGGUCGGAGCGCAGUGCGGACUACGACGACGGCGGCGGGGACGCGGAGGCCGACGCCGGCGCGGACACGAGGGGCGGGCCCAGCUCGGCGGUGCUCGGGGCGGCCAUCGGUCUGUCCUGCCUGGCGUUCCUGGUCAUCUUGCUCGUCUGCCUCUGCAAGGUGUGCCGCUGA